AUGUAUAUUUACAGUCUGUUUUUGUUUUUAAACGUGUUUUUAUAUCAAAAACUUGUGGAUAAUAUUGUUAAUUCUUUGAUUUUAGAUGAAGCUGGACAAAAAGUGAACGGAGCUAAUUUGACACAGGUAAGUUCUUUGAAUAUUGUUGUUUUAAUUUUAGGAAACUAUGGUCAAGCUUUUUUUAAUAUUUUUAAAAUUUUUCGACUGCCAUCUUGGUUAAAAUGGCAGAUUUAACAAACGAACAUCAGCUGAAGAAACUAAAACAAUGAUUUUCUUUCAGUUGAACGAAUACAAGGCCGAAUUGCUGAAUGAAGCAGAGGAUCUUGUUCUCAAUGCUUUUCCCGCAAAGGUGUUGAAGUUCAAUGAGAUGUUGAACAGUCCAGACUUUUCUCAUGCUAGACUGACUGACUUACUACCUGACUUGAACUCCAUCGUACCCAUUCCAAAACCCGCUUCAGCGGAAGGCAUGGAAGUAGAUGUGCCGGCGAAGAAAGUGAAAGCAAACGGAGUUGCUAGUAAGUGUUUUUUGUUGUUUUGUUGUGUUUUUAGGGCGUAUUUUUUGUUAAAAGAGGUGUUAUAUUAUUGUAGAUAUAGUAAUGCGAGAUUUGGAUGUUUUUGAUGAAUUACUUAGAAUACUGGUAUAAGGUUGAGUUCGAAUAAGUUACAAUAUUAUCUACAGUGUGUUUUGAAGGUUUUAGAAGGAUGUUGAAUUUAUAAUGUUUAUUUUUUACUGAGCAAUGACCUUUUAAAAUAGGGCAAUUACUAUCUUUCCUGUUCUCUUAAUUUUUGAAAACAAAUGUUAAGUCUCCAUCUUCCAGCCACCCCAGUGUACGUCUUCAGCGGGGGAGUAGUGUCAUCCAAUGGGAAAUUGACUGAAAUGACCACCUCAACUCGGGAGUUGAUCAGAGCGACGGUCGAAGAGAUCAACAAGGUUAAGAUGUGGAUCAUAUUCCUGAUUCCUCGCAUCGAGGACGGCAACAACUUUGGAGUGUCGAUUCAAGAAGAGGCUUUGAAUGAGGUCAGGACGGUGGAAUCGGAAGCCGCCACCUUCUACGACCAAAUGUCACGCUACUUCUUGAGCAGAGCCGAACUGGUGGUUAAGGCUGCUAAGUACCCACAUGUUGUAAGUUGUUUUUGAGUCUUAAGGUUUUUUGAAUCUGAGAAACCAAUGCUUAUAUAGAUUCAUUUAGAAGCGGUCCGGUAUUUCUAUUUUGCUCUAAAAAAUCGAUAUUUUAAUAGGUAUCGAAGCUUUUUUACCAAUUUUUCGCAUUUCAGGAAGACUACCGCAGAGCCAUCCUCGACGUCGAUGAGAAGCAGUUCAUCAACAUCCGCCUCGUCCUGCUCGAGACCCGCAAUCAUCUGGCCACCCUACACGACAUGAUCACCAAGAAUCUGGAGAAGAUCAAGAAGCCGCGGUCUUCUCACAACGAACACAUGUACUGA
Messenger RNA from Bursaphelenchus okinawaensis, 1443 nucleotides. NCBI's taxonomy places the organism in Eukaryota, Metazoa, Nematoda, Chromadorea, Rhabditida, Aphelenchoididae. The record is from the annotation of a GenBank genome assembly.